Messenger RNA from Prorocentrum cordatum, 825 nucleotides. Lineage: Eukaryota; Dinophyceae; Prorocentrales; Prorocentraceae. The record is from the annotation of a GenBank genome assembly.
GCCCGGCGGGAGGCGAUGGCGACGCAGUUCACGCCGCAGCAGCUGACGGGCGGCCCCAAGUACAGCCACAAGGUCAAGAUCGGCAACUGGAGCGAGGACCUCGAGCUCGAGGAGAUCAAGCUCAAGGAUUACCUGUCGAAGAAGGGUUGCCUGCAGUUCGGCAUGAGGGUCAUGCUGUACAACCACCAGACAGCAGGGGUGCUGGGCGCCAACCCCUUCGACGCAGCGGCGAAGGCAUACGGUGCCUGGAUGGCGACAACGUGCCCAAUGACCGACCCCGUCGUGCGGAACGUCUUCGAGCUUGAGAGCACGGACGGCUCAGACGGCGUGGUCCUCUACGGGCAGACCAUCCGACUGAAGCUGCAUCCGUUCGCAAAGAUCACUUCCCCUGCCUACCUGCAGAGCGAGAUGGUGACCCCAGUGUCGGCCGCCAAGUUCUCCAGGUAUCAAGAGGUGUUGGUUAUAUCCGAGCCGGCGGGGGACACCAAGUGGCAGAUCCACCACCCCGACCCAGACCUUCGCGCCGAGAUGGAGGGAGAGGCUGUCCCUGCCGGCAAGCCAGUGCUCAUCAGACACGUGCAGACAGGAACCUACCUUGCCUCCGACAAGAUCCCCUACAAGAACCUGUUCGGGCCAGAGUGCGAGGUCCACUGCCACUCGCACGCGCCGCUCUCGAAGGGCGGCGUGCUGGCGGGCGAGGCCAAGGGCGAGACAGAGAACAGCAUCAAGCCCAUGGGAUUGCCCAACACGUGGACGAUCGUGACGUCGACGAGCGGUGUUGAGGAAGGGGGUCCUGGCCUCGAUCUCACCGGGCUGCCAGCUUGA